AUGCAUUUUCCGUUCCUGGAAAGUCUGCUCUGGGCAAAUGCGACUGCUGGCAUACGCUCACCUCCAGAACUCCAGGUGGUGACAUCCAGCGGCAUCAUCAAUGGCAAAUACAACAACACCGCCGAGACUGUUCGCGGCUUCAUUGGUAUCCCAUACGCAGAGCCGCCAGUUGGAAGCCUACGAUGGGCACCGCCAAUUCCCAAGGUAUCCCAGGACUUGAUUGAUGCCUCUUCCUUUAGCAAUCCCUGUGCUCAGGUCUACCUAUACUCCAAGCAGUCGAUCUACACUGUGCUACCGUACAAGAUAUGGAAUUCGGCAAACAUGUCUGAAGACUGUCUUUACAUGAACAUCUGGGCUCCCUCUAUUAGACACAAGCAACGGAACAAAGGAAAGAAAGCAGCAGUUAUGAUGUUCAUUUAUGGCGGAAGCUUUUUUUCAGGAUCUGGAUCGGUCGGUUACUAUGAUGGGAGCUACUUGGUGCAAGACAAUGAGGAUAUCAUUGUUGUGACGUUCAAUUACCGAUUGACUGUCUUCGGCUAUCCCAAUUCACCGGGCUUGGAUCCCAAAAAGCAGAACCUUGGAUUGAUGGACCAGUAUCACAGGGAUCCCCUCGUGAGCGCAAUCGCCCUUCACUCAGGAACUGCUCCGUUACUUGUCACUCCCGCGAACCGCGAAAACUGGAAUAAUCUAUCCACCGAUCUUGGGUGCGGCGCCGGGGCGGACUCUCUCGACUGUAUGCGCCAAGUGUCUCAAUCGAAGAUCCUGGAAGCACGAGCCCGUGGAAACUACACCUUUUACCCGGUUCUGGACGAUGUGCUUGUUUUUUCCGAUUACGCUGCCAGGGCCAGGAGAGGCCAACUAGCACGUCUGGUAAGCAUGGCAAUCAGGAAUCUCCUCGCGGGACUGACGAAACGUGCAAUACCAGCCAACACUAGCUGGAAUGAACGAGCGUGA
Molecule: messenger RNA, 954 nt
Organism: Penicillium olsonii
Lineage: Eukaryota; Fungi; Ascomycota; Eurotiomycetes; Eurotiales; Aspergillaceae
Source: the annotation of a GenBank genome assembly